UUCCAAAUUAACGUUCGCUUUGUUUGGUGGCAAAAAUGCGCGGCACUGACGGAAAUGGCAGUUCCGAGCGUAUGCUUAGUUCACUUAGUACCUCGACGCGGUGAGAAUACCGAUAAAAUACAAAAUUUAUUUAGCGCGCAAAGAGUAAUAAUACAAAAAAAAAAAAUGUAGCGAGUUGUGUGAGAAAGCCGUAAUCACGUUUAAGCUAGGUAUUAGUCAUCGCCAUGGAACAGACAAUAGGUAGUGUAGAUCAAGAAAAUUGUAAAUGAAGCGUUGAUUUUCUUUGUGGUUGAUUAUAAAACGGUUACAUUUUCAUGGGUAACAUAACUUGCGAAUACGUUUUUGGAAACCUUAAGAAUUUAGAUUCUUGAAAUCAGUCGCAAGAUAUAAUAUUCAGGAGUGCACGAUGCUGUUCAUUUGUCGCCUCGAUACGGCAUCACAUUCAAGGCGCAGGUGCAAUGGCGUCUCCUUAGUUGAGUCGCAGAAAUGACAGAGAUCAUUCGAACCGAUUCCCAAGUAGGAAGUAGAUGGUCUCUUAGCCUGCGGUGACCUGUAAGGAUUCAUGUAAUGAUUCUAAGCUUUUGUUUGAGGAGAUUAACUGGAAGUUUGUGAAAGACUUCACCAUGUCCGAAUUUUACGAAGCACAAACUAAAAUAAAACAAAACUAUAGGCUUCCCAGGACCAUCGAUAGUCGACAAGAAAUCUUCAGUAAUAGUGACGCCCGCGAUAGACAUAGAAAAUUAUACUUAUUUCGUGAUAUGAUUGGGGCCAGCGUUAAUUUGGCACUACGCGAUAAAUCCUGUUGCAUGGAUACAAGUUUCCUAAAUCGUUUUUUAUAUGCAAAGAAAUUCGAUUGUGAAGCAGCUUUAGAUUUACUUAUAAAAUAUUUACUAUACAAAGAGAAUAAUAAGCACAUUUUACAAAAACUCAGUAUUUUUGAUGAAAACAUACAGACUUCCUUAAGAGAUGGUAAUCCAUCUGUACUGAAACAACGCGAUCGCAAGGGGCGUAAGGUGUUAACAUUUGCGGCCGCCAAUUGGGAUACAAAUAAAUAUAGCAUGGAGGAUGUGUUCAGAGCAUUGUUGCUAUCAUUUGAUAAGCUAUUGGAGAAUGUUGAGAAUCAAGCAUUGGGAUUUGUUGUUAUUGUUGAUUGGACGAAUUUUACAUAUAAGCAAUCAACGCAUAUCUCAGCGAAAACGCUUAAAUUGAUGAUUGAAGGACUGCAGGAUUGUAUGCCAGUAAAAUUCAAAGGAAUUCAUUUCAUAGGACAACCUUGGUAUGUGGAUGUCGUUCUGCGAGUGAUAAAACCUUUCUUAAAUGAAAAAAUAAAGCGACGUCUACUGGUACAUGGCACCAAUUUGACCACCUUACACAGCAUGGUCAGUAAAGAUAUUUUACCACCCGAUUUGGGUGGUGAGGGACCAGCUAUUAAUACACUAGACUGGUAUCAUUACCUAUUGGAGUCUAGCCAGAAUUGUGAAUCGAGAAAGUCCUAUAGACUUAUUGAGGCGACUGUCUAUUCAAAAACAGCGGAUUGGCACAAACAGGAUUCCGGAUGUGAAGCGAAAAAAAUCGAAUCGAAUGAAACUUUAAUUGAAAAUAUCAACCAAAUCUCAUGACACUGUAGACUUUUACUUUUUAUAAUAAUAAUUUCUAAAGAAAACCAUUUGUAUGUGUUUUUUAAAUAAGUUAUGUGGAAUGGGGUGUGGUUUCCUGGUUACUUACAUAAAUAUGUACGUCAU
Messenger RNA from Rhagoletis zephyria (snowberry fruit fly), 1742 nucleotides. RefSeq names its product clavesin-2-like. Gene Ontology annotation, molecular function: phosphatidylinositol bisphosphate binding. NCBI's taxonomy places the organism in Eukaryota, Metazoa, Arthropoda, Insecta, Diptera, Tephritidae. Gene Ontology annotation, cellular component: membrane. The record is from RefSeq and is a predicted model, not a curated record.